CGUCAAUAUUAGUUCUAGGCUCCGUGUCAAAUUCUCGAUAAAAACACAUCAAACCCUGGCCGGAGCUAAAUUCAGCGGUUUGGACCCCGGCCUAAAUAAUAGCCGAAAUUCAGGGAUUAGAACUAGAGGAUUGAUUACCUCGCUGCAGGAAGCUCGUAUAUGAAAUUUGGGCUCAAUCCGGCUUCCGGAUACUCCGAAACCCUAAUUUGGCUUAUCGGGAAUUCAAGAAAUUUCUGAACCAAAAACUUGUUUUAAAGCUCUAAAUCGAUAAAUUACGAUGAAUAGAUGAAUUAGGCAUUACUUACGGGAUUUUUGGAUCACUUAUGCUCAAGAAUCGAGCUACCGAACUUUUUCCCCGGAGCUCUGCCUGAUGCUCUGCUUCUCCGUUUACUCUCGGUGGGGAAAUGGAAAAUGAUGAUGAGAAUUGGAAAGAAAGUGACGGGAAUUAUAUGUCGACCGCAUUUAUAUAUAUUUAUAUAUAUAUAUAUAAUUAAUACGUAUACUUAUCCGAUCGAUCGAUAAUCCGAUUUUCGUCGAAAUAGUGUCGAAAUGCUCGAUUUUAAAUCGCGAACUUUCUAGCGAUCGAAAUACGAUUUUAGCUGAAACGGGAUGUUACAAUGCAGUCGACAUUUAUGUCAUCUUUAGCCAAUGCAUGGAAAGUACUCCCAUAUUUUUGUGCUUGGUCAAGCAUGUUGCUCCUCUCGUCAUAUUCUUGGAAUAUUUUUACAGGAGUGUUUGUUAGUAAUGGUGAUAGCUUUCUAGCUUGUAUUUGAUAAGGAAGAUUCAGGAUAACAAAAGUUGAGAAGAGUACACAUGUGAUCAUCUGAAUUAGGAGAACCCAUUAAUCAGAUUCUUUUAUAUUUGCAGGAAACCAGGAUCAAAAGAGACUGAAAGGUAUAAUGACGAGUUAUAAUUGUGUCUCUCUGUUACUAGUGUGGGAGAUGUGAAUCCACCAUUAUGCUAGUAAUAAGUUUAUAGGGAUUGACUCACUUCUACUGUCACUCUAGGAAUUAGCCAAGUGAAACCACUUCCUAAGGCGUAGUAUAGCGGGUUUGGAUUUAAAUGUCAACCCGGGUCCUAGAUUUGAUGACUACUCGGUGAAUUCUUGUUAUCUAGCAAUGAAACUUUAAUGCAAGUCUAAACUAACAAACAAACAAAGCAAGUAAAUGGUUGUAUUCAGGUUAAGAAAGGUCACCCGGAUAUGGUUCCCACUAAACUGCAGUUAAGCCGGAUUGCAAUUACCAAGUUCAGUUUCUAUGAUAGUUAUACUGCGGAAGGUUCUUAAACAGCCUGAAGUCUCGACUAAAGGUCUUCAGACCCUCUCAACCUGAGUCUCUAGCGGGCGACUAACCUCCACCGGAGUAAACAGAUUGAGGCCCUACGAACAAAACCUCCACUACCGAAGUGAAUUCGGUACAGAAUAGUGAGUUGGCUCCUCGACUAAAGUCACCAACUCCCUACCUCCAAUCAAGGGUGCUCUAUUAACCUAGGCAGAUAUUCUCAUUCUAGGUUAAAGCAGAAACAACAGGAAUUUGAUCAGGAUUCAUGCCAUUCAAUCAAUCAAACCUCAAUUGAAUAUAAUCAAAUCAUAGAAUCAGUACUUGGGUUCAUACAAUCAAACCUAACAUACAAAUCUAGGGUUCUCCAUACCCAGAUGAAUGGGAGAACUACUCCAUGGAGAAGAAGCAAAAGCAGAAUCAGACGCGGAAUUCAUACUGUGAAGGAUGGAUUCCUGCUCCUGGACGUUGAUUGGCACUCCUCCAAGCUCAAGCCAAGCUCCAAUGGUGAUGAAGAUCAAGCUAGGGCACUUGGAGACUCUUGUUCGUCGCUUUCUCUCUCUAGGAAUCGCUCUGUCUCUCUAAAACUCGAAUCCCCUUCUGUUUUGGCUGAAAUCUGCUUAAAAGGGCAUCACUGGGCAAAGCACGGUCGAGGGCACGGCCGUGCUUUGCUCCAGCCCGCCCGUGUUUUGGCAAGGUUGAAUUACACGGCUAGAAUGUCGGGAGAAACACGGCCGUGCUUUGUCUCAGCCCUGCUCGUGUAAUCAGCUCGUGUUUGCCAAACUCAAAUCAGCUCUCGGCAGUAAAAGCACGACCUAUGAACACGACCGUGUUCUGAUUUAGGUGUGCACGUGUUUUGGCUCUAGCUCCACCGAAUGACUUCCGAAUGCCCCGAAACUCGUGCUUAGCCUCUCCUUUGACGCCUGGGACCUGAAAUAUGACAAAAUAGCACAACCCGGCGUAAAAUAGGCCAAAAAUACACGACUAUGCCCCUCAAACGGAUAAGAACUAGGGGUGCAAAUACGUGCAAUUACAUCGUUAUCAAAUUCCCCCACACUUAACCGUUUGCUUGUCCCCAAGCAAACCUAACUCAAACCAAUGCAACUCUCCAGACCUCUAUAGCAACAAACAACCUAGAUCGUAGGUAGAGGACUUCCUAGAUCAUUUAGCAGCUUACGAGGUCAACCGACGCACAAGUCAUCUCAUAGCUUCUUCGGCGAGAACGCUAGUCUCGAGUCGGCAUCAUGGCAAAUAGUGAGCAGAGGACAAAUGAAUCAUGGACGAAUGG
Linum trigynum is the source of this 2565-nucleotide messenger RNA. The record is from the annotation of a GenBank genome assembly. Lineage: Eukaryota; Viridiplantae; Streptophyta; Magnoliopsida; Malpighiales; Linaceae.